Messenger RNA from Triticum aestivum (bread wheat), 1560 nucleotides. Its product is annotated as vegetative cell wall protein gp1. The record is from RefSeq and is a predicted model, not a curated record. The transcript is spliced from 3 exons. The coding region runs from base 195 to 1190 and encodes 331 amino acids. Lineage: Eukaryota; Viridiplantae; Streptophyta; Magnoliopsida; Poales; Poaceae.
UUACUCAUCAACAGAUAGCACGGAGAGUGCAAAAACAAUGCAGUCAGUCUACAAAACGCCUCCCAAACUGAAAACGCAUCCUAGCUGAGAUCCCACAACCCCCGAGUCGCAUCCCGCCCUCACCGAAAAACCGCACACCGCCCUUCCCCAAAUCGCGCCCGUCUGCCGUGUGCCGCUUCUCGCCGUCGGAGGCGAUGGAAGGCGAUGCGAGCAAGCCGCUGCUCGCAGCCUCGACCACCUCCGACGACAUCCCCGACGAACGGGCGCGCCGGGACUUGCCUCGUGGUGCUCCUCCGACGACCAAGGAGCAUCCGGCCUUCUCCUCCUCCCCUUCGCCGCCGCCUGCCGCGGCCGCGGGCACCCCGGCCUUCUCCUCCUCGCCUUCGCCGCCGCCUCCCGCGGGCAUCCCCGACCCCGAGGCCGCCUUAUCCUCCUCCGAGCUUUCGGCGCCGACUGCCGACCCCGAGGACCCGAGCAGCGCCAAGAAUUCUCCGGUGGGGCCCACACCGACGCCCUCCUCCCUCCCGCCAGCAGAUCCCCAGGCUCGCGUGGCCGCGGGCGACGGGUCAUCGUCUUCCGCGAGACAUUGGUGGAACUUCUCUGGCAGGGUGCGACCAAGGGGGCCGUCGCAGUCGCACCUUCCCGUCUUGGUUCACGGCGCUCAACUUCCCGUCCCCGCCCCGCGUCGCAGCAUCCACGAGUCCAUUCAGGCGCUCCGUCGCCAGGGACCAAGGCUUGACUCAGUUGGCGUUGAGAAGGUGAUCGGCCUAUUUGGUUUCUCCCUAUUCGGAUCCCUUUCCCUCUUGCCCUCCACCGCAGAGCGCGCCGCGAGCAAAGAUAACUUGACAGGCACACAGAGGGUCAUCCUCGUGCUGAGCUUCGCUUUGAUCUGGGUGCUGGCUAGCGUGGGGCUCUUAUGUGGACUGCACGGCAAGUCCAACUUCGAGCAGGCGGUAUGCAGGCUCACUGCUCGCCUAGGGAUUCUUGGACUGACACUACUAGUGGUUCUCCACCUCACAUGGAUGCUCCCGACCGGCACCUUUGCCACUCUGCUUCUACGUCUUCAUGAUCGCCGCUGUCAUACUUCACUUAGUGUCAUGGGUAACGAGCUGCCUAGUUGGCGAGGACAAGAUCGAGGAGAUUGCAGCAACAGAGCAGCGGUAGGCGAGGUCAGUAAAAGCGCAUGUUAACCACCUCCCAUGUGCAAGCUAGAGUGCAAGCCCCCUGCCAGCAUAGUCGUCGACCGUGGCAAAAGCACCUUCUGCAUUCGCCAUCAUCUGUAACUCAACUCAAACCUAGAUGAUACACACCUGUACUUACUGUCAGUGCUCACGUUAUUACUGUCGAACUACACGUCAAGCUCCAAUUGGCUUGAGGGGUGAGAUUUUUCUCGCUUUUAGGACGGAAUCAAUUGUUCCUUUACUCCCUAGGACCUUACACACCAAUAGGACCCAUUUGAGUUCUUCUUUCUUGCUCCGAUGCCGCAUUUUAUCCUUAAAAUGCCUGCAACAUGUACAAAUAGUAUACCAAUGAAGUGAAUACAACAGAAAUGCUGAAGAA